This is a messenger RNA of Cuscuta epithymum, 2023 nucleotides long. The record is from the annotation of a GenBank genome assembly. Lineage: Eukaryota; Viridiplantae; Streptophyta; Magnoliopsida; Solanales; Convolvulaceae.
UUCAAAAAUACACCUCUUUGGUAAAAAAACUCUAAUCGAUCGUCAUCCUCUUCGCCAUUCUUUCCCAUCAGUACAAUCGCAUUAAUAAUUCGUCCGAAUUUCUGAUCAUUAACACCCUCAAGUUUUUCUGGAUAAUAACCACCUCAACGAUCGUCACAAUUCUCCUUCUUUCUCCUUCGUUCCAUGUUUUGUAGUCUUCUGAAACCCUAACAUCGUUCGGAGUUCAAUGGCGGAGCCACCGCGAACAAUUGCCGCUGGUGCGACGUUGGCCAACAGCCCGCAGGCAUUGCAGACGAGCUCGCGUUCUAUCACGGAGACGGUGAACGGCUCGCACCGGUUUGUGAUCCAGGGUUACUCGUUAGCUAAAGGGAUGGGUGUGGGAAAGCACAUCGCCAGUGAGAACUUCUCCGUUGGUGGUCACCAGUGGGCUAUCUACUUCUAUCCCGAUGGUAAGAACCCCGAAGAUACUUCGGCCUACGUUUCUGUAUUUAUAGCAUUGGCUAGUGAAGGGACGGAUGUCAGGGCUUUGUUCGAGCUGACUCUGCUUGAUCAGAGUGGGAAGGGAAAACACAAGGUUCAUAGCCACUUCGAUCGCUCCCUCGAGAGCGGCCCCUACACAUUGAAAUACCGUGGCAGCAUGUGGGGGUACAAACGUUUUUUCAGACGAACAUCACUUGAAACUUCAGAUUACCUUAAAGAUGACUGCUUGAAAAUUAAUUGUACUGUCGGAGUUGUACGUUCCACAAUAGAUUGUCUAAGCUUGCAUUCUAUUCAAGUCCCAGAUUCUGACAUUGGUGCACAUAUUGGCAUGCUUUUGGAUAAUAUGGAAGGCUCUGAUACUGUUUACAAUGUGGCUGGGGAAAGAUUUAAUGCCCAUAAAAUGGUUUUGGCUGCUCGUUCUCCAGUUUUUCAAUCACAGUUACUUGAUGUUGCGGACGAUGAUAAAAAGGAAAUUGUAGUUACUGAUAUGGAACCCAAGGUCUUUGAGGCUAUGCUGCAUUUUGUAUAUAGAGACACUCUUAUGGAAGAAGACCCAGAGGCAUCUAGUUCUUCUUCUGUCCCUUCUAUAUCUGAUACAUUAACUGCGAAAUUGCUAGCAGCAGCUGACCGUUAUGAAUUGGGAAGACUCAGACGAAUGUGUGAAGUUCGUCUCUGCAAAUAUAUAUCUGUAAAUUCUGUAGCUAAUAUUCUGGCUCUUGCUGAUAAGUAUCAUGCCACAGAACUCAAAGCUGUCUGUCUUAGAUAUGCUGCUGAAAACCUUCCUGCUGUGAUGCAGUCAGAUGGGUUUGAAUAUCUAAAAGAAAACUGCCCGUCACUCCAAUCAGAGCUUCUGAAGACGGUCGCUGGUUGCGAUGACGAUUGCAAGAGCGGAGGGGUCUUGAAGUCUCAAAGUGUUUGGGCACAGCUUUCUGAUGGCGGUGGGGAUUCCAAUGGCAGAAGGGUACGUCAAAGAAGCUGAUUUUACACUUACUAUCAAGACAAGUUGUCGAUUUUGUUGUUCUGUGUUCGGGAACCCGAAAUCUGUGUCAUAGGACUAAUGAAUUUUGUGGUUUUGUUGAGUGGAGCUGUGAUGGUAUCGCUCUGGUGGUAUCGGUAUGUGAUGGUUUUACAAAAAAUGCAUAGUUUUAGUAGCUGCAGGUGUUCAGUGAUGGAAUCCAUUAAUUUACUAGCCAGGGCUAAUUAGUUGGGGGAAUACUAGAACUCAUCUUGAAACUAGUAGUACUUUAAUAGUUAAUUCUACAACUUCAGUCUUCUGCAAAGUAUGGAAUAUUGAUUAUGUUGCCUUGUUAACAACGCUCUGCUUCUUUGAAAGAGAUUGUUUGCUGCUGCUGCCACCAGUACUCUGCCUGCAACAUAUUGAACUCAGUUGGUACCAUUUCAUGUUGAGAUGGAACACUAUUUAUUCUAUAGUGAUGCCGACUCACACGCUGUACUCUAAUGCUUUUAUUACUAGUUUACAGGUACUACUAUAAUAAGUUACGUUUACCACUUCUUUUGACAAGAAACAUUUUUUUUUGAAGCA